Messenger RNA from Teleopsis dalmanni, 1683 nucleotides. RefSeq names its product serine/threonine-protein kinase DCLK1-like. Gene Ontology annotation, biological process: intracellular signal transduction; protein phosphorylation. The coding region runs from base 33 to 1505 and encodes 490 amino acids. Lineage: Eukaryota; Metazoa; Arthropoda; Insecta; Diptera; Diopsidae. The record is from RefSeq and is a predicted model, not a curated record. Gene Ontology annotation, molecular function: ATP binding; protein kinase activity. The transcript has a single exon.
UAAUAUCAUUCUCAUUAAAUCGUUAUAGAACUAUGGACUACUUAAUGGAUGACUUGACGCAAUUGCUUCGCGAAGUAGUCACAGGUCCUAUUAGAACAAUAUUUUCAAUAAAUGGAACAAUUAUUACCGAUAUAAAACAUAUUUUAAGGAGUGAACUUUAUGUAUGUGCCUGCAAUAAUGAGAAUUUUAAAAAUAUCCAAUAUAAUAUUAACGAAUCCCGAUCUAGAAAUAUGAUUCCAAGAGUAAUUACAAAUUUAGAGUUUGUUUUUCCACAUGUAAUAGUUCUUAUUCGAAAUGGUUCAAGACCUCGUUUGAUGUCACAAUUGUUAUUAAAUAAACACAACAGUCUCUCAUUCAAUCACGUCAUGCGUGUGAUCACUGACGUAAUCAAACUGCGUCCAGGCUAUAUUCGUAAGAUUUAUACGCUGCAAGCAAAACCUGUUAAGACUUUGGCGGAUUUUUUUAGUAGUGAUGAUGUUUUUGUGGUUUUUGGCACAGAACGAGUACAAAUUAAUGAUGACUUUAUCUUGGACAACAAAGAAAUCGUAUCUUUGAAAGCUUUGAGCAAACGACUGCGUAAUGUAGGCUGGCUUUAUAGCUUAGAACAGUUAACCUCAACCAAUACCGAGAAAGCGGUAGAGUACCAACCAACAACCAAUUUAAUAUCACCAAACGUAAUGCCUAGUAUAUGUAAUGAAAACUAUAUUUGUAAUGACUUAGUUGGGCAAGGAGGAUUUGGUUUUGUACUUAAAAUGAUAGAUAGUAACACACAAGAACCUUACGCACUCAAAGUAGUCGAAAUACGUUCUAAGAAUUCAGUGGAAUUGAGAGAAAUAGACAUUCUGAAAAAACUCUCCCAUCGCCACAUUGUGCAUUUGCUUAAUGCCUAUAAAAAGAAAAGCAAACUAUUCUUAAUGAUGGAAUAUGUUAGUGGUACAGAUCUCUCUGAUGUACUUGAAAUGAAAACCAAUCUAACAGAGGCUGAAACUAAAUUGACGAUAAACCAAAUUAUUUUAGGAUUACGUUAUAUUCAUCAUAAAAAAGUUAUACACAGAGACAUCAAACCUAAUAACAUCUUGGUAGAAUUAAGUCAUGGGUCUGAAAAAAUAAAAUCAAUCAAAAUAACAGAUUUUGGGGCAGCCAUUCAAACAGACGAGCCAGUAUUUGAUAUUAUAGGUACCCCCCAAUUUAUGGCACCUGAAAUAAUUAAACGUAUUGGAUAUGGUAAAAAAGUUGAUGUUUUCUCGUCUGGUAUUGUGAUGUAUAUCCUGCUCUUUGGGAAGUACCCAUUUGGAUUAAUGGCCGAUGAUAAAAAUUAUAAGAAAUUAUUUGCUUCAAUUAUAUUAGGCAAAUAUUCCAUUCCGAAUUCAAAAAAGUAUGUAAUAUCGAAUGAUGCCAAAGAUUUUAUGGCAAAACUGUUAUCUAUAGAUCUUCUAAAACGUCCCUCAUGCAACAGACUUUUACGUCAUUGUUGGCUAAAUCCAGAAGAAGGGUCAAGUGAUUGAUGUUACCUUCUAUUACUGUGUGCAUAUUCUUAAAGUUCUUAAAGUCAACUACUAGCACAGCCCAGCGUUAUUGGUGUUAGCAUAUUUCCGUUAUAAAGCAUACGAUUGAGAGACAUCGCUGGAUGCGACUAAUUCAACCUGGCGGCAAGUUCAAAUAUUAAAUAUAGUUUUUGUCAAA